AUGAUAGUCUGGGUUCAGCUCCCUGCUUUUCCGGUUCAUUAUUAUCACCGGGAAGUCCUUUUCUCGCUGGGAAAUAUGAUUGGUCGCACGAUUAAGCUGGAUUACCACACGCUUCAUCAACAGAGAGCCAGAUUUGCGAGAAUUGCUGUGGAAAUCGACCUCUCUAAGCCUUUAGUUACGCGUAUUCGCCUAGACGGCCAAUGGCAAUAUCUUGAGUACGAGAACCUGCCGGAAGUGUGCUUUGAAUGUGGAAAGAUCGGCCACUCAGAGAGCUCUUGCCCGAAAUUGAUGGCUCCCUCACCGCCGCUAGCUAUGGUGGAAUUCGGAAGCACGCCGGAGAUGGCUCCGGCGACCCAACCGGAGGAGAAAGUCGGAUACGGGCCCUGGAUGCAAGUCUCGCGCAGAUCGCGGCGCGGAAAUCGCAAUACAGAAAAAGGAAACUCAGAGACGAUGAAUGGGGCAAGCGCCAAUCAAGGGAAAGCAGAGAAAGGAAAGGGCGAUAACAAAGAGAUUCUUACUGGCAAUCUCACGGCGCAAGGGAGACGUGUCGGCAUCAACCAACGGGCAGCUAGCUCGAGUGGUGGUGUUAUUGGGAGAGACAGAAGUGGUUCCGGGAAAGGAAAGGGCAAGGAGAUUCUAGAGGCAGAAACUGAGGCCGCAGCGGGCAAAGGAGUCUUGGGCCCCGGCCCACAGAGCACGAGCAACAAGAAUAACCCAUCUGCUUUUAAGGCCCGGGCCCAAAGCAAAGAUCAGGCGGGUAGCGGACAGAUUCUUAUGAACAAAGGGGCCGAUAUCGCCUUAAGGGCCGGGCCGGUUUUGGCUUCGCUCUCCCCCCCUUCAUUGACAGACAUCGCAGGGCCCAGCGGGACUUCUAUCCAGAUUGUAAACUUUCCUACGGUCAAGGAGGACGAAAAUCGGAAUGCUGAGGCUUUGCCAACAUCUGCUGGUCAGCGAACAAAGAAAGCUAAAAAGAAGCUGAAAUCGCCAAAGAAAUCCCCGCUCCCGGUCACACCGAAGGCGCUUCAGAUAUGGACUCCUGUCAAAGGGAAGAAGAAUAAGGCGAGAACCAAGCUCGCUGCCCUCACUUUACAGGAGAUUGAUGCCUGGACGGGAGCUGCGAAAGCCAACGCUAGCUCCGAUAUGCAUUUCCGAGCGGCGGCUGAGCCCGAGGUGCGGCUGGGAGAUGGCGACGUAGACCCGGACCCCUUGAAGGCCAACUCCUGA
This is a messenger RNA of Linum tenue, 1224 nucleotides long. NCBI's taxonomy places the organism in Eukaryota, Viridiplantae, Streptophyta, Magnoliopsida, Malpighiales, Linaceae. The record is from the annotation of a GenBank genome assembly.